CCAACCAAAGCCUUCGGCAGUGGGCGAGGGAGCGCGCGCUCCUGCCUCUCCUCCGCACGUGACCCCUCCCCGGAACGUGGCAUUGUGUAAUCACGUGACCCGAGCGGGGAAGGACGGGGGCGAGGGAGGGGGGUUGCGUACGCGACGGAGCGGGGUGCGAAGAUGGCGGAUGAGGAGGCUGAGCAGGAGAGCGGUAACCUCGGUGGCGGCCUCCUGGAGCUGCAGCGCCUGCGAGAGCGGCUGCUGGAGCUGGAGAGCGGGCUCCGGGAGAGCGCGGAGCCGGCCGUGGAGGCGGCCACCGAGUACUGUCAGCAGCUGUGCCAGACACUCCUAGAAUAUGCAGAAAAGUGGAAGACCUCGGAAGAUCCCUUGCCGUUGUUGCAGGUGUACACAGUGGCAAUCCGAAGCUACGUGAAAGCACGACCUUACCUUACCUCUGAGUGUGAAAAAGUAGCCUUUGUGCUUGAACGCUUAGCACUAAGCUGUGUUGAACUUUUACUUUGUCUGCCUCUUGAAUUACCAGAAAAUCAAUGGGAAGAGUUUCAAGCCUUUGUACAGGUGGCUCAUGAAAAGUUGAUGGAGAACGGUAGCUGUGAAUUACAUUUUUUAGCUACACUUACUCAAGAGAAGGGUGUGUGGAAGAAUCCAGUGCUGUGCAGUAUUCUUUCCCAGGAACCACUGGAUGAGGAUAAAGUGAAUGAAUUUUUAGUGUUUGAAGGCCCCAUUUUGCUGGAUAUGCGAAUUAAACAUCUAAUGAAAGCAAAGCAGUUGACUCAAGCAACUUCCCUGGCAAAGUUGUGCUCUGACCACCCAGAAAUCAGCACCAAAGGCAAUUUUAAGCAAACCUACCUGGUCUGUCUUUGUUCAGGAUCACCAAAUGAAAAGCUAAUGGAGGAGAUCGCAGCAGUAGAUUGCAAAGAUGCCCUGGAAAUGAUCUGUAACCUAGAGUCUGAUGGAGAUGAAAAAAGUGCUCUAAUUUUAUGUGCAGCGUUUUUAUCUCGUCAGCUACAGCAAGGAGAGAUGUACUGUGCCUGGGAAUUGACUCUCUUCUGGAGCAAACUGCAGCAAAGGGUAGAGCCUUCUGUACAAGUGUAUCUAGAGAGGUGUCGUCAACUUUCGGUGUUAACUAAGACGGUUUAUCAUAUAUUCUUCCUGAUUAAAGUAAUUAAUUCAGAGAUUGAAGCUGCUGGACUUGCAACCUGUAUUGAACUGUGUGUGAAAGCACUGCGCUUGGAAUCCAGUGAAAACACAGAUGUCAAGAUAUCCAUUUGCAAGACUAUCUCCUGUUUGUUGCCCGAUGAUUUGGAGGUUAAACGUGCUUGUCAAUUAAGUGAAUUUCUUCUUGAGCCCACUGUGGAUGCAUACUAUGCUGUUGAAAUGCUGUAUAAUCAGCCUGACCAGAAAUAUGAUGAAGAGAAUCUUCCAAUACCAAAUUCAUUACGCUGCGAGCUCUUGCUUGUAUUGAAAACUCAGUGGCCUUUUGAUCCAGAAUUCUGGGACUGGAAAACUCUAAAACGUCAGUGUCUUGCAUUGAUGGGAGAAGAGGCAUCCAUUGUAUCUUCAAUAGAUGAGUUGAAUGACAGUGAAGUAUAUGAGAAGGUCGAAGAUUGCCAAGAGGAGAAUAAAGAAACUUCUCUGAAUGGUCUUGCUGGCAAUUUUGAUGAAGCUACAAGCCUGCUUAAAAGCAUAAGAGAUGAAAAGCAGAAAAAGAGAGAAAUUAAAAAACUGAGAGAGAGGGGAUUCAUAUCAGCUAGGUUUAGGAACUGGCAAGCCUACAUGCAGUAUUGCGUGUUAUGUGACAAAGAAUUCCUUGGUCAUAGAAUAGUUAGGCAUGCACAGAAACACUAUAAAGAUGGAAUUUACAGUUGUCCUAUAUGUGCACACAAUUUUAAUUCCAAAGAAACCUUUGUUCCUCAUGUAACUCUGCAUGUUAAGAAGUCCAGCAAAGAGAGACUGGCUGCUAUGAAACCACUGAGAAGAUUGGGAAGACCUCCUAAAAUAGCAACCACCAGUGAGAAUCAGAAGGCUGAUGCCAUAUCCAAGCAGGAACAACGACCCAUUAAAAAGAAUAGUCUUUAUUCAGCAGAUUUCAUAGUGUUCAACGAUAACGAUGGUUCAGAUGAUGAAAAUGAUGACAAAGAUAAACCUUAUGUACCAGAGAUAAUACCAGUUCAAAAACCAUUGCCUGUUAAUGAAUUCACAUGUCCAGUAACAUUUUGUAAAAAAGGUUUUAAAUACUUUAAAAAUUUGAUUGCACAUGCAAAAGGGCAUAAAGAUAAUGAAGAAGCAAAACGUUUUCUUGAAAUGCAAAGCAAAAAAGUGAUUUGCCAGUACUGUAGACGACAUUUUGUAAGUGUUACUCACCUCAACGAUCACUUACAAAUGCACUGUGGCAGCAAGCCCUACAUCUGCAUACAGAUGAAAUGUAAGGCAGGUUUUAACAGUUACGCUGAGCUGUUAACUCAUAGAAAAGAACAUCAAGUCUUUAGAGCAAAGUGUAUGUUUCCUAAAUGUGGCAGAGUGUUUUCAGAAGCAUAUUUGCUCUAUGAUCAUGAAGCACAACACUAUAAUACCUAUACCUGCAAAUUCACAGGCUGUGGAAAAGUUUACCGUUCUCAGAAUGAACUAGAAAAACAUGGUGAAGAUCAUAAUAAGCAGCCUGAAAAAGUGCUAGAGAUUGAAGGCCAGACUAAUCGAACUGAUCUCAUUCAAUCUUCAAAAGCUAAUGAAAACCCUGAAGGGAUCACUGUAAAAAAGGAAUUGAUCUCUCCUCUAGACGAUAACACAAGUAACUUUACUGAAGCAGAAAGUAACUUGUGGGAUCAAGUCAAAGUCAAAUCAAUUGGGACAGAGAGAGCAAAUAAAUCAGCCAGUGCACUGAGGCAAGCUGAUUCCCUGUCUGUUGAUGGUUUGGAGCAUUCUGUCACUGGUCUGGUAAAGAAAGGAGCAACAAUUAGAAUCAGCAAUAUCAGGAUGCCUAUUCUUAGCCAGAAGGUCCAGGAUAACUUUGUAAGACGAGGAAAAUUAGCUUCUGCAGGCAGUAAAAUAGAUACCAGUAAAUCUGUAGUCCAACAGUUGUGUUCAACAGCAGAAUAUUCUUGCAGUGAUUGUCUUCCAGUUUUCCAGGAAAGAAAGGAGGAGGAUUGUUUCAGUCAAUCCCAGAAUAUUCAAAACAUUUCUGUAAAUUCAGACACACCAAAACCAGAAGCUCUUGCAUCAAAAAGCCUAGACAGACAAGUAAGUAAUAUGAUGCCCUUCAGCAUGCAGAAUCAGACAGGUUUUCGAAACAACUUACCCAUUUCCAAACUUCAAGACGGUAUUAAGAGUGCAACUAAUCCGUUUAAUUUGCCCCUGAAGACAUUAGAGAGUAUUAUAUUUCUUCCAUCACAGUCCAGCCUAAGCAGUUCUUUAGUUCCAGCUGUACCACCGGUAGCACCAGUUCAAAAAUUUAACUGUCAAGUUGAGGGAUGUACUCGAACCUACAACUCCUCACAAAGUAUUGGCAAGCAUAUGAAGGCAGCACACCCUGAUCAAUAUGCUGCUUUUAAAAUGCAGCGUAAGAAUAAGAAAACCAAAAAACCCAGCAAUUUGCAAAAUAUGCCUAGUGAUGGAAAGAUUGUGUAUUUUUUGCCAUCACAAGUAGACAACCCCAAUAAUGCUGCUUUUACAUCACAAAACAAAACCAGUGUAAAUUCUGCUUGUGCGAGUCAGUUGCAACAUGUCUCAAAUACACUUUUCCCAACCCACUUAGAAACUUUAUCUAAUCCAAUGAUACCAACAGUGGAAAGUGUCAUAAAUCCAGUCUGUAUUAAAAGUGAACCUGAGAGUGUUUUAUGUUCCCAAAUGGAAAAUCUAUCUAGUACGACUUUACCUUCACAAUUAGAAGAUCUAGCAAAAACAGUUAUGCCUUUGAAUAUUGACAGUGGUUCAGAUCCCUUUCUUUCUUUACCUGCCGAAAGCAAUUCCAUUUCUCUCUUUCCUUCACCAGCAGAGCAUGUCCCAAAUUCAGUCUUCUCACAGCUGGAAAACAAUACAAAUCAUUUUUCAUCACAGCUAGAAGGAAACACUAGUUCUGUAUUUCCAAAGGAGGAAAGUAUUGAUGAACCAAUCUUUUCUUCUCGAGCAAAUAGUGAAAAUAACUUCAGUGAAACCACCUCCCAAGUUCCAGCUUCAGAAAAAGUGAAAAAGGAUCGUGGACGGGGUCCAAAUGGAAAAGAAAGGAAGCCAAAACAUAACAAGCGAGCGAAAUGGCCAGCAAUAAUUAGAGAUGGCAAAUUUAUCUGUAGUAGGUGUUUCAGAGUUUUUACUAAUCCCAGAUCACUUGGUGGUCACUUGUCUAAACGGUCUGUUUGUAAACCCAUUGAGGGAUCAGAAAUUUCUCCAGAAGCCCUGCAGACUAAUGGACAAUCAUCUCUACUUGCCAGUAUGAUUCUUUCCUCAAAUGUAGGAAACUUGCAGCAACCCCAGGAGUCUACAUUCAAUCCAGAAGCAUGUUUUAAAGAUCCGUCAUUCUUACAGUUGCUUACAGCUGAAAAUCGUUCAGCUGCUUUUUUGCAGACCAUGUUUCCACGGGCUAGUGUGGCUAACUUUAAUCCAAGUGGGAAUGAGGAAGGAAAUGAAAUUAUUAAACAAGCCUUGGAAACUGCAGGCAUUCCAAGUACAUUUGAUAACACUGAAAUGCUUCCACAUAUAGUUACAACUAGCUGUGUCACUGGUACAACUCAAAUGAAUGCAGCGGUUCUCUCCAAUCCAACCGUAUCCUCUCUCUUGCAGACAGUCUGCAACCCAAGUACCGUACUUCCAAACCAAAACCGUGCCCUAAACAACAAAAUUCCUUCAUCGGAUGACUGCAACAAUUUGCCUGUUUUUGCAACAGAUGAUUUAAUGCUAAAGACUAUUGAAAAUGGCUUGUGCUCUGGCUCAUUUUCUAAUUCUGUUGCAGCAGCACAGAAUUUUGCAGGUAAUAGUUCACGAGUUUCUGUUAUAAAUAGUCCCAAGAAUUCAGGAUCAAAUACUUUGAAUAAGAAGGGGAGCAGUGCGUCAAAGAGAAAGAAAAAAGCAGCUACUCCAUUGCUUGCACCUAACGCUUCACAAAAAUUAGUAGUAAAUGAUUUAACAGCAAUGGGACUUCUAGCCAAAAGCAUUGAAGGGAGUGUGCAAGUACCAACAGAUAGUUUUCAGUCAAACUUACUGGCAAACUGUGAGUCUCAGGUGUUGGUGGAAAAUCUUACACAAAAACUAAAUAAUGUUGACAAUCAGUUAUUCGUGCCCAGUGUCAAAGAAAACUUCAAAACUAAUCUUGAGUCUCAUGCAGCAUUAGCUCCUUUAACAAUAAAAACUGAAAAUGGUGACUCUCAAAUGAUGACUCUGAAUGCCUGUGCUCAAGGAAAUUCUGAUUUACAGAUUUCAGAGGACAAUGUUAUUCAAAACUUUGAGAAAACCCUUGAAAUAAUUAAGACUGCUAUGAAUUCCCAAAUGCUUGAGGUAAAAAAUGAAAUCCAGGAUGCUGUCAUUGAGUCAACCAAGAAUACACAAGUAAAUACUACGAAACUCCCUCCAGCAAACUGUUCACAGAAUAUUAAGUUACCCAACCAUACCCAGUUUGCAGUACGCACUAGAGAUGUCAUCACUGCAAAGAGUAACUCUUCUCAACCUGAAACUUCUCAAAAGGAUGAUGUUCAAGUGUUGGAGAUUUUAGAGGGUUUGCAGAAACUGAGAUUAGAAAAUGAUACAUCCAGUCAGGUGUCUGAUAGUGUGUCUCAGUGUCCUCCAACGGAUACUCUAGCACCGCUUACUGCUGUUGCUGUUGUAUCAACUGAGAAUACAUCCGUGGCCCAGCCAUCUUCAGAGACCAGUAAUAUUCAAUUUAGUGACAAAGUCCACAAGCCUUUCGUCUGCCAGGACCAAGGCUGUGAUUAUAGUGCUAUGACAAAGGAUGCAUUAUUUAAACACUAUGGCAAGGUACAUCAGUACACUGCAGAAAUGAUACUGGAAAUCAAGAAGCAUCAAUUGAAAUAUGCCCCAUUUAAAUGUGUUGUAACUACCUGUCCAAAAACAUUCACAAGAAAUUCAAAUCUCCGAGCACACUGUCAGCUGGUGCAUCACUUCACAACGGAGGAAAUGGUAAAAUUAAAAAUAAAAAGACCUUAUGGAAGACGAUCUCAUAAUGAAGCUAUAAACAUAACCCAACGGCCUAUUGAAAUAAAAAAUCUGCAGACUCUAAUAAUGAAAAGUAAAAACGAACCUCGAUUGGUUAAAGGACUUGAAGUAAAGAAGGAGGCUGUCGUACAACCUGUGAAAAUCCCAGAAAAGCUAAUCCCAGAAAAAAAAAAUCCUGAAAAACUGGAAAAACCUCCACAGGUGCUUACUGUUCCUCCAGAGCCACAUAAUGCAGCGUCUUUCAGUAAUACACAGAUACAACCAAAAGUACGCAAAGUUAGGAGGCAUCGGAAGGAGAAAGAAGAAAGAAAACGCAGGAAACCAGUAACCAAAUCUCUUGAGUUUCCUACUAGAUAUAGUCCUUACAGACCAUACCGAUGUGUCCAUCAAGGCUGUUUUGCAGCUUUUACAAUACAGCAAAACCUGAUUCUUCAUUACCAGGCCGUUCACAAAUCAGAUUUGCCUGCCUUCUCUGUGGAGGUUGAAGAAGAAAGUGAGCCAAGUAAAGAAGAAUGUGAUGAAAUUGAAACCAAACAGACUGUGAAAGAAUUCAGGUGUGAAGUGAGUGACUGCUCGAGAAUAUUUCAGGAGGUUACUAGUCUGAUACAGCAUUAUAUGAAGCUUCAUGAGAUGACUCCUGAGGAAAUCGGAAGCAUGAAAUCAGCCCUGGAUGUUGGAAGAUUUCCAUGUGAUCAGUCUCAGUGUAAAUCUUCAUUUACAGCCUAUUUUAACUAUAUUCUACAUCUUGAAACAGACCAUGGAAUUAAGAUAAGGCCAAACAAAGUAGAAGAAGAUGGCAUAUACAAGUGUGAUUGUGAGGGCUGUGAUCGUAUGUACGCAACUAGAUCAAACCUUCUAAGACACAUUUUUAAUAAACAUAAUGAUAGGCAUAAAGAUCACUUAAUAAGGCCCAGGCGAUUAACACCAGGUCAGGAAAAUAUUUCCAGCAAGGCAAACCAAGAGAAGCCAAUAAAGUCUAAACAUAGAGGACUGAAACACAAUAGGUCAGGAAAGGAAGGAAACAGAUUGUCAAAGACCAAACGAAAGAAAAAUGUUAACUUGGAAAGCAAGAAUACAAAAGGUGGGCUGAUUCAAGAAAACAAGGCUUAUUCCCUGAAACGUGGAAAACAUGUGUAUUCGAUAAAGGCUAUGAAUGAUGCCUUAUCUGAAUGUACAAGCAGGUUUGUAACACAGUAUCCUUGUAUGAUAAAAGGAUGUUCCUCAGUUGUUACAAGUGAGAGUAAUAUAAUUAGACAUUAUAAAUGUCAUAAGUUAUCUAAGGCAUUUACUUCACAACACAGAAAUCUUCUUAUUGUCUCAAAAAAACACUCUGUCUCUCAAGUAAAGGAAGCAUCCUCUGAACAAGAGGAAGCUAAUAAAAAAAGUGAUGUGAAAGAGUCUGAUCCAUGUUUGCCAGAGAGCAAUGAUGACUUGAGUACCUCUGCAUUACCACAGAGUGAAAUUGAAAAAGGUGAGAAAGAUGAAGUGGAUGAACUGACAGAACUCUUCAUUACUAAACUGAUUAAUGAGGAUUGCACGUGUGCUGAAAAUCCAGCUAAGACCUCUUCCAGUGUAAAUAGUAACUUUCAGGAAACUGUCUCCUGCCACUCAGAAAAGCAAAAAUCAAAUAAUUUAAAGAGAGCAAAUAAAGAAAAAAACCUCUCUCAGAAUAAAAAGAGAAGACUUGAGAAACCUGAAGAAGUACUGGCAGUUGAAUUAAGUAGUAUGCGUAGGGAGGAAGAAACUGCUGUUGCUAUUCAGACGGCUGAAGAGCAACCCACAACUUUCGAUUGGAGUUCAUUUAAGCCUAUGGGAUUUGAAGUAUCGUUUCUCAAGUUCCUUGAAGAGUCUGCUGUGAAGCAAAAGAAAAAUGCUGAGAGAGACUACCAUAGCAGUGGAACCAAAAAAGGGUCUCAUUCAAACUCAAAAAAAUCCAGUGAAAAGACCUCAUUGGCAAGUAGUAACAUUACAUGGUCCUGUACUGAAAGCGAAACCCUUGUACAGUUUGCCAACCCAUCACAACUUCAGUGUAGUGAUAAAGUAAAAAUAGUUUUAGACAAGACUCUUAAAGACUGCACUGAGCUUGUGUUGAAGCAACUUCAGGAAAUGAAACCUACUGUCAGUCUGAAAAAACUUGAAGGACAUUGGGAGGAUGAUCCAGCGGCUACAGUUGCAAAAGAAAUUCUUGUGGGUAAUGAGGAAGGGGAAUCACAUUACUGAUAACUGUGUUUUAAACAUGACCUGUAAUACAUUUUUAUUUUGAAUAGGAAGCCAUCAAGCAUGCUAGUAAUUGUGAAGCUUUUUUAUUUUGUUGAAGUGAUUUAAGCUAGCAGAAACAUGACAUUAGUCAUGUAAAUUUCUUAUUUGUUUUUAUCCCUAUGGGACUUGAGGAACAGAAUCAUUGCUUCAGUUUUGUAAAUAGUUGAUCAGAACUUCAACUUUCUAUCAAAUUGUCCUUUCCAUUAACUAAAUCUUUGUGAAUUGUCUGUGAUUGGUAUCUUUCACCAGGUCACUUCUCAUGUAUAACAGUACUCUUUAUUUGUAGAUACAUUUUUUGUAUAUAUUUAUUAUUGUAAAUCAUUUGCUGCCACCAGCAGUCUGUAAGUCUAAACUAUUAAAUGACACAUUUAUAUUCGGAAUUUUAAUUUGUAACUAAGCGAUCAAGUUUUUAAAAUUGUCCUUUAAUUGUUUUAAAUUAAGAACUUUUUGAACUAAACCUAGAUAAGUCUGCCAUAUCCAGUUUAUUUUGCUUAAAGCAUUUAUUUACAGGAAAGAAGCUGGAUAGGAUCACAUUUCAUAUGUUCAACACAUACUGACAGUUCUCAUUUUUUGUAAAUUUUAACAUCCAGUAUCUUUGGAUGGUAUUCAUAUGUAGUUAAGUCAUAAAUUUAAAUAGUUUUCCUAUAACUACAUUUUUCAUUGCUUUUAAUUGGGUACAAAGCUAUUAUGAUUCCAUAAUACAAUGGAAAUGUGAAUAAAAAUAGUUUGCUACAUUGAAGAUUUUAAACAGCAUUUGGUAUUGAAGAACCUAUUGUGAAUGUGAUAGAAAAUUAGUAGUGUGGAGCAGUAUAUAUAUUUGAGGUGGUGAUUUGUGAAGUAGCCCAGUAUUGCCUUAAAUAAAAUCACAUUUCAUUUCUUGUUUUAUA
Chelonoidis abingdonii (Abingdon island giant tortoise) is the source of this 9305-nucleotide messenger RNA. RefSeq names its product zinc finger protein 292 (gene ZNF292). NCBI's taxonomy places the organism in Eukaryota, Metazoa, Chordata, Testudines, Testudinidae. Gene Ontology annotation, molecular function: DNA binding; DNA-binding transcription factor activity, RNA polymerase II-specific. Gene Ontology annotation, cellular component: nucleus. Gene Ontology annotation, biological process: regulation of transcription by RNA polymerase II. The record is from RefSeq and is a predicted model, not a curated record.